Vanessa tameamea is the source of this 462-nucleotide messenger RNA. RefSeq names its product vitelline membrane protein Vm26Ab-like. The record is from RefSeq and is a predicted model, not a curated record. The transcript is spliced from 2 exons. NCBI's taxonomy places the organism in Eukaryota, Metazoa, Arthropoda, Insecta, Lepidoptera, Nymphalidae. Bases 148 to 402 code for a protein of 84 amino acids.
UGAUAUUCCAAGCGUGUCCCGCAAGGUUGUUUCUUCAUAGGAAAACUAAAGACAAGAGUGUAUAAAACGGCCCGCUGUCAGACGUUUAGUACCACACACAUUUCUUGACUUCAUUUGUUCGCUUGUCAAAUAAUCUCCACAAUCAAAAUGUUCAAACUUUUCAUCUUCGCCUGCUUCCUCGCUGUCGCCGCCGCCAAGCCCGGUGUCUUACCGUUGGCAUACACCGCUCCCUUCGCUGCAGCGUACACAGCCCCCGUGGCGGCAGCGUACACAGCUCCAGUAGCUGCAGCGUACACUGCUCCAGUGGCCUACUCUGCCUACUCGGCUUACACCGCUCCAGUGGCCGCUUACUCCGCCUACACUUACGCGUCUCCUUACUCCGCCUACUACCUUCGCCGUUGAUUUUACCAGAAUGAUAAUUAUUGUAUUAAGUGAACUAAUGAAUAAAUAAUUUCAAACAAA